AUGCUCACGGCUUACCUCCUGUAUGUGUUCGCUUCAAUAGUGGUGUUAAUUUAUUUUUAUCUCAAUAAUAAAUACAAAUAUUGGAAAAAUAAAAACAUAGCCGGUCCGGAGCCGGAAUUUUUGUUUGGGAAUUUGAAGGAAAGCUUCCACAGGAGGAAGCAUAUCGCGACCGUCUUCAAGGAGAUAUACGAUCAGUACCCCGAUGAGAAGGUAGUGGGAAUGUUCAGAAUGACAUCUCCUACGUUGAUAGUGCGCGACUUGGACAUUGUCAAACAGAUAAUGAUCAAAGACUAUGCCAAGUUCAACGAGAGAGGCAUUAAGUUCAGCAAGGAAGGGCUCGGAGACAACCUGUUCCAUGCUGAUGCUGACGCUUGGAAAGCGGUAAGAAGCCACCUGACGCCGAUGUUUAGUUCGGGAAAAUUAAAGAACAUGGUGAGGGUGUUGUCGCAAACGGGAGACCGGUUUGUGGACCACGUCACCAACGAAGUUCGCUUGCGACCCGAACAAGAGCUCGUAUCCCUGUUCCUCAAGUACAACAUCGCGACUAUAAUGGCUUGCAGCUUCAGCAUGGAAACCGAUAUCAACGACAUGCAAGUAUAUGAGAUGCUCAACGUUGCUGUCUUCGAAAACAGCUACAUCAGCGAAUUGGAUAUGGUGUUCCCGGGAAUUCUGAGGAAAACGAACCGAUCGAUUUUCGGGCCGACCGUCAACAAUUUCUGCUAUGAGAUUGUCGAAUUUAUUAAAAACGAAAGGAACGGAAAGCCAGCCAACAGAAACGACAUGAUGGAUAUGCUGUUAGGUGUCAAUUGUGAUAAAUUAAAAAUGAAAAAUGGCAGCGAAGAUUUUGUUGAAAUCACCGAGCAUGUGAUGGCUGGACAAGUGUUUGUCUUCUUUGCAGCCGGGUACGUUAAUAAUACGAUCACGCUGACAUUCUCUCUGUACCAUUUGGCGAAAGAUCAAAGCAUUCAAGAAAGGUUAAUGAGGGAAAUAGAGACGGUGCUGGAAAACCAUAACAACGUAUUGACUCUUGAAGCGAUUAACGAGAUGAGUUACUUGGAGAUGAUAUUUCUCGAAACCUUGAGGAUGCACCCGACAACGAACACACUCCAACGCUCUGCUUUAGAAGAUUACACGAUACCUGGGACGGACAUAGAGAUCGAAAAGGGCACAUUAGUGCUCAUACCCCCCUUGGCUUUUCAUCACGACGAGAAAAUUUACCCUGAACCUGAGAAGUUUGAUCCUGAAAGAUUUUCCGUAGAGAAUCACAAGAGCCGGCAUGCUUGUGCGUUUUUGUCUUUCGGAAUCGGCCCACGGACCUGUAUAGGCAUCAGAUUAGCGAAAUUACAAUACAAAGUUUGCAUGGUCAAGUUCCUAACGAAGUAUCGAGUGGCGCCGUCUACGAGAACGAAGGAUGCGUACAAGAUUGAUCCCCUAAGGACGGCUUUGGAACCUGAAGGAGGCGUUUAUGUUGAUAUACUACCAAGAUCUUAA
Bombyx mori (domestic silkworm) is the source of this 1491-nucleotide messenger RNA. It is a transcript of the gene Cyp6au1, whose product is annotated as cytochrome P450 Cyp6AU1. The record is from RefSeq and is marked provisional. Gene Ontology annotation, molecular function: monooxygenase activity; heme binding; iron ion binding. NCBI's taxonomy places the organism in Eukaryota, Metazoa, Arthropoda, Insecta, Lepidoptera, Bombycidae.